UUUGGAACAAAAAUAUGUUGGAAAGGUAUGACGCGCACAUGAAGAAGAACAUGGAUUAUCCAGGAGACACAUGACACUGGCAGUUCUCGUGCGUAAAUGCCAAGAGUUGCAUUGGACAGAAUCAAAAGGGAGAGAGUGGGGGUGCCGCGACAGAGAGAGAGGGAAACUGACGGAACAGCGGAGCAAUAUAGUGAAGAAGAACCGGGAGAGAGAGAGCGCGCGACAGAGAGAGAGAGAGAGAGAGAGAGAGAGAGAGAGAGAGAGAGAGAGAGAGAGAGGGGGAAAACGAGAGAGAGGAGCUGCAAAGCGACUUGGUUGGCAGUGUUUGCCUCUGCCUCCCCAGCAGUGGGAGAGAUGUGCGUAACAUGCAGCGGAGAGCGGUGAUUAUCAUCUGCGCGUCGCAUCGCCGUGCGCACUCGAAGACGGAGACGCACCGAGGGGCGCAGCCCGCUCUGCCGAACCUGUCGUGCGCGAGACGCCAGCAGAGCCGACGACAUACUCUUGAAGAAGGAGAAGUGGUGUGAGGGAACAUGUCAGCCCUUCAGACGGUGAUUGGGGGUUAAUCGCCCUUCUAUUUGGAGCGACUCUGACGCACCGGCGCCGAAUCAAGAGCGCGUAUUUUUGUUGUUAUACGGAAUCCCAGCCCACUUUAUCACAUCUAAACUGGACUAUCAAGUGAGGAUUUUGCAUGAAAGGGAUGAAUGCUGAAUUACAUGGCCAACAGAAUAUGAGUCAGCGCGUGUCUGUAAGCUGAGGUGGAGUGUGUCUCUCCCGCUGUACGGCUGUCUCGCUCCGCCACAAACCUUCCUACGCCAGGAUGCAGCUGCUCCGAGUUGCGUGGGCACUGACCGGAGCAGCGAUCUGCUGCUUUCUCCUUCUCCUUAUUCACUCCCACCUGCUCAAAGAAGGCCAGCUGGCAGCGGGGACAUGUGAGAUUGUGACGCUGGACAGGGACAGCAGCCAACCACGGCGGACCAUCGCCAGGCAGACGGCCCGCUGCGCCUGUAAGAAGGGCCAGAUCGCUGGGACUACAAGAGCCAGACCUGCCUGUGUGGACGCUGGUAUUGUUCGGAAAAAGCAGUGGUGUGAGAUGGUGCCAUGUUUGGAGGACGAAGGUUGUGACCUGUUAGUCAAUAAAUCUGGCUGGACUUGUACACAGCCCGGAGGCCGAGUCAAAACCACCACGGCUCUAUGACGCGACAAGAGUCCCCUUCGACACUCUUGCACUAUGGAGAGCAUUGAUGACCCCUUGACAGACAGCCAAAAACCAUCUGCCAACACCACCCUACCACCACCACCACCAUCAACAUCACAACGACCCCACCCAAACCCUGGUCCCGCAAAGGCAGGAAGCAACACAAGCAGCUACAGAGCACCAAGAGGUCUCAUAACACAGCCAGAGAUGGGAAAACUAGGGAGUGACUGUUCGAGGGAGCGAGCUCGCCCCUGGACACUGGACACACUACUCGCUGUAAAACACUUUCCAUUUCCUGUGACUGCUCCCUCCUGCUAUCUGUCGUUGGGUCAAGGUGUUGCGUCCCCCUCCUCUCCGCUCUAUCCACCUGCUCGUGCCACGGAGGAUCGGACACCCUAAGAAUCCCAUGAAUGGUUUUUGCCUCAUUGGAAGUACUGUGUUUGAAACUGCUAACUGCUUUGAAUGAGGGAUUCCUCACAUCCCUCUCUCCUCGCCUCUAGAGCAGGAGCUCCAGAGCAAAGACGGGAUCAUUACAUACCGGACCCUGUUGCUUCUCAGACCACCUCGCGAGGCCGCUACAAACCGAACUGAGCGCUCUCUGCUGUGAAUAGGCCUUCUGCUGGAGUAAACCUCCCAUAUUUUUAUAGACCAAAGAGCAAAAACAACAAAUGCGAUCACUACGACAGGGUGGACCAAGUGGACAAGACACACAGAGACUUUGUGAACUUGAUGUUUGUGUCGCCCGGCGUCCGGCGGCACAAUCCAAGGAGUGCUUUUAAAACUUUCCGGACAUUUUUUUCUCAGACUAAGCCCACCACUGUAUUUUGGAACUGGAGAUAUAGGUACUACAUACGUAUAACUGUGUAUCAAAAAAAAAAAAAUCUGAUUUGCAUUUUUCAGUAGCUACAGUUGGGACGGCCUGCAGGAAGCAGCGUGGAGUUGGUUACGGAAAUCCUAUAAAAGAGACGAUGAUAUCUACAGAGAGUAUAAAUGCUAUUGAGUCUGAAAAGAAAGAGUAAAGAAAUGUCAUUAAAUGUAUUUUGAAAGGCCCUAAAAAGUUAUAUAUUUAACAGUUUUAUAUGUUGUACCUUUGUAGAGAAGCUUAUUGGACUUAAAAUGUGGUCACAAUGGCAGUUUAGUAGGAUGUGAACAAAUGCUGUUGUUCUCAUGACUGCUGGCUCGUAGUCCCAGGUUUUCUGUUCACACCUCAGUAGCCGCUUUCUUUUCAUGGUCAUCUACAAGUCACUGUCUAUCAGAAGCAUUAAUGAAAAAAAGGAAAGUGACACAAUUUAUUGAGGACUGAUCUGCAGCCAACUGAACAUUGUAAAUCUAUGGUAGUCAGUGGAAGCCAUUGAAAUCUGCUAAUUUGCUAUUGUAUUGUACACGGUGUGGAAUACUGACUCAUUUCCUCUC
Messenger RNA from Cottoperca gobio, 2608 nucleotides. Its product is annotated as chemokine-like protein TAFA-5. Gene Ontology annotation, molecular function: G protein-coupled receptor binding; receptor ligand activity. The record is from RefSeq and is a predicted model, not a curated record. NCBI's taxonomy places the organism in Eukaryota, Metazoa, Chordata, Actinopteri, Perciformes, Bovichtidae. Gene Ontology annotation, biological process: G protein-coupled receptor signaling pathway. Bases 818 to 1195 code for a protein of 125 amino acids. The transcript has 5 exons.